Molecule: messenger RNA, 914 nt
Organism: Gymnodraco acuticeps
Lineage: Eukaryota; Metazoa; Chordata; Actinopteri; Perciformes; Bathydraconidae
Gene: ift43
Product: intraflagellar transport protein 43 homolog A
Exons: 10
Coding region: 93-728 (211 amino acids)
Biological process (GO): intraciliary retrograde transport
Cellular component (GO): intraciliary transport particle A; cilium
Source: RefSeq, a predicted model, not a curated record
CAGAUUGGCGUUACCAUGGAGAGCGUUGCCAUGUGACGCGUAGUUAACAGGAAGACGCUGUCCUGCCUGGAGGGGUAGCAAGGAGGAGAGACAUGGAAGAUAACUUUCAGCUUGGAGAAACUGGAGCAGUUAAAAAUGUUGCAAAGUCUGGACGAAGAGCUCGCCUUGCAGCUGACCAAUCCUCGUUCGAAGAUUCUCGUCCCAUAAGGAAGUCCUCCACAUCUGCUUCAAUGGGAGAAGAAUCAAAUGAGGACUAUGAGGGUCCUCCUCCUAAACCGGCCCGGCGGCAGGGCGGCUGGGCAGAAGAAAGCUCUGGUUCUGGUUCUGCCAAAUCCUCCAGAAGGCCUGCAGCAGAGGAUCUGGAAGACCGCCGCCUGCGACCACAAACCCCCCAGGGAUCAGAUGAUGAAGGAGUAAUUCCAGACCUCGAAGAAGUACAGGAAGAAGAUCUCAACAACCAAAUAGCAGCUCCACCAAGCAUGCAGGUGAACCGGGUGGUGACCUACAGAGAUCUGGACAAUGAUCUGAAGUAUUACUCUGCGUUCCAGCCCUUAGACGGAGAGAUCGACUUGAAGCUCCUCACCAAGGUUUUAGCUCCGGAGCAGGAGGUGAAAGAGGAUGAUGUGAUCUGGGACUGGGAUCAUCUGUUUACAGAGGUGUCCUCAGAGCUGCUGAUGGAAUGGGAUCAAGGAGAGAGUGAGGAUCAGGCUGCGUUGCCUGUAACAUGAGGAAGAGGUGUGGACUUCAAAAGGCUCCAGUGGGAACAGGCUGAAUGUCCAUUACACAGAAGGGCCAGUGACUUUGGUUAUAUUAACUUUAAUUACUGUUUGUUACCCAGAAUUUAUAUUUUGUAAAGUGUAUAUACAUUGUUUGUCAUCUUUUUCUAAAUAAAGGUCACUGUGCAUUGAACAUGA